CACCGUACACCAUCCAGCCCUCAGCCGCGCCGCGCCGCCCCGCGUUUCCCUGCCCGCCGCACGCGCCGCGGCCGCGCAGCAGGAAAACAUCCGCCACCGCCACCCCCCGACACCGCCGUCCCCUCGCGCCGCCCUCCACGGCGCCAUCCCUCCGUUCCACCACGGUAGACGUACACGUGCGCCUGUGGCACCCGAUCCACCCGCGCGCCCCGCGAAACCCCCGUCAAGCCACGCCGCCCGCCUCUCGCGCCCGGCCGUCCACACGCACCGGCCGCGAGCGUCGCGCCCAGCCACCCGCCCGCGAAGCACCACCGGCCUGCCCAGCCGCGGCAACCGUACGAAAGAAACCACCCCCGUUCCCGUCCUAUUUCGCCAUGCCACACCCCGCCACCGACCCACCUCCCCCUCUUCUCUCCUCCGGGCCUUCCCCGCUGUUCGGCCCGCGCGCGCCACCCUCUCCGCAGGGGCGGUCCCCGACACGUCGCAGCCGUCCGUCGCGGCGCAGCGCACCCCACCACGUCGCGGCCGACGACGCGGAGCAAGAGGAGGAGGGGGAGCGCGCGGUCGCGCGCGGCGUGACCCCGUCCGGCUAUGCUGCAACGCGCCGCGAGCAACGCCUACUCCUGGUGGUGGGCGUCGCACAUCCGCACCACCCAGUCCAAGUGGCUUGACACCACCCUCGGCGAGAUGGAGGACAGGGUAAAGGCCAUGCUCAAGCUCAUCGGCGCCGACGGCGACUCGUUCGGCAAGAAGGCGGAGCUCUACUUCAGGAGCCGGCCAGAGCUCAUCAACCACGUCGAGGAGAUGUUCCGAUCCUACCAGGCCCUUGCUGACAGGUACGACCGGAUAUCCAGUGAGCUGCACAGGGCCAACCACACCAUUGCCACCGUGUUCCCGGACCAGGUGCAGUUUUCCAUGCAAGAUGGGGACGGCGAGGGGUUCCCGAAGGCGAUCACCGGGAUUGAUCUCAGUAACUUCAAAUUCCCGGCGCUGGAAGGCUUGUCCAUGGGCUCGCGGGGCACGAGCAGGGGUACCAGUCCAGUCCCAAAGAGGGGGGCCCAAGGGCACCGGAGGGUCACCUCCCACAUGAGCAAGGAGAAGGCGCAGGAGGAAAUCGACAAACUGCAGAAACAAAUACUGGUGCUACAGACCGAGAAGGAGUUCUUGAAGACCUCUUACGACAGCGCACUAGGAAAGUAUCUGGACAUUGAGAAACAGGUGGCUGAGUUGCAGGAUGAGGUCUGCAGCUUGCAAGAUGCUUUUAACACUGGUGCGUCCAUUGAAGACAAUGAAGCCCGAGCGCUGAUGGCUGCAAAAGCCAUUGUGUCAUGCGAGGAUACGCUGGUGAACUUGCAGGACCAGCAAAAGAGAUCAUCUGAAGAGGCAAAGGUGGAGUUUCGACGAGCCAAUGAGGCAAUGGAAAAGCUGAAAACCUUCAAGGAUGGAUGUGGGCUGCCUCAUGUGCAAAUGGAUGGGCACGAUGAACAUGACACAGAACUGAGCCAUGCAGUGCCGUUUGAGGAUGUUGAUUAUUCUGCUCUGAAUGACGGCAGGCUUGACCUGCAUGAAAUAUGUCAAAAAGUCAAAGAGCUAAUUGAGCUGUACCCGGAGCUAUCAGUCGCAGAAUUAGCGGAUAAAGUCGAUCGACUUGUGGAGAAGGUAAUCAACCUUGAGCUUGCUACUACUUCACAGAAUGCUCAGAUCAAUAUAAUGAGGACUGAGAUAGAUGACCUGCACAAGCGCCUCCAUGCUUUGGAGGAAGACAAGGCGGCUUUGGUUGUUGACUCCAGUAACUUGGAGGAAAGGUUGAAGAAAGUUGAAGAGGUGCUGCAAGAAGUCCAACAAAUUGGGAAGUCCAUACAAAAUGGGACACAGAACAUUUGUAAAGAGUUGACUGAAGCCUCCCACGAACUUACUGAAUUCGUCGAAACAUUACAUGCUCCUGAGCCGCAAAUCAGUGAUGUCGUGGAUUUAUCGCAAGACUCCAAAUGCAAAGCCUCUCUGGAAGACGAUUCAGAACUAACAAGUCUGUCUGUCAAAAAGGAGUCAUCCGAUUCUUUACAUGUCACUACAAGUGAAACCAAUAAACACGAUGAAGGCCCAGAAGGUCCUGUAGCACAGGAACAGCUAGUUUCAAACGAAUCAGAAGGUGAGGAGAAGAUUCUAUUAGAAGAAUAUGCAUCUGCACUGCAACACUACAAAGAUACAGAACAAAGGCUUUCGGAAAUUGAGAAGACAAAUCAAGAUUAUCAUCUUGAGGCAAUGUCAGAACUGAAGGAACUGAAGAGUGCCAAUGCAACAAAAGAUGAGGAGAUAAACUCUCUUAGGCGCAUGCUAAGUUCUUUACAGAAGAAGAUGAGUGCUUCUGUUACUGAGAGUACAGAGAAGUCUGAAGAAACAUCCAAAAUAAGCACCAAUCCUGCUACAGAAGACAAAGAGAUUGCUGAGAUAGAGGAAUACAUUAGGCAAUGCCAAGUUGAAGACCCACGUGCAUGUUCAGUUGCAGAGGACAAAUUUAGAUCAGAGAUUGACAGGGUGUUGGGGGAAAACUUGGACUUCUGGUUGAGGUUUAGCACAUCAUAUCAUCAAAUACGGAAUUUCCAAAAAUCAUUUGACAAGCUAAAAACUGAGAUGGAUAAAUUGACUGAUGAGCAGGCUCAGGGGGGUGCUUACGGUUUUGCUGCUAGUUAUCAGGUAGCAAAGCUGGAGUCAGCAGUCCUAGAAAAGAAAUUUCGGGAUUUAAAUACAGAUCUUCAAGUUUGGAUGGAAAAGAAUGUGCUAUUGAAAGGAGAGGUAGAGAACAGAUUCUCAUCACUGUGCAGCAUACAAGAGGAGAUGUCAAAGAUCACAACUCUGGAUAGAAGUGAUGAAGUUCACUUCACCCCUUUCCAAGCUGCGAAGUUCCAAGGAGAAGUGCUUAAUAUGAAACAAGAUAAUAACAAAGUUGCUAAGGAGCUAGAAGCUGGGCUGGACCACGUAAGAGGCCUUCAAGUGGAGGUUGGGAGGGUGCUCUUGAAGCUCAGAGAGAAUCUUGAGCUAUCUGAAGCAAGAAGCAAUCGAGCCCAACAAAACUUCCGGAACCUGUCAACAAAAGCCGGGGUGCCCCUUAGAACUUUCCUGUUUGGCCCAAAGCCAAAGAAACCAUCACUCUUUUCAUGCAUGGGUCCUGGGGUGCAUAAGCAACAUGGUGGCUCAAAGGUUGGGCGAAGAUGAGAAUUGUUGGUUCAUCGGCAAUUUGUUUUUUGAUGUUUACAGCUAAAGAGAUCUCAAUGUACAUGACAAUUGGUAUGUGGUAAAUGUGGUUUCUCUUAGGCCUUAA
Molecule: messenger RNA, 3319 nt
Organism: Phragmites australis (common reed)
Lineage: Eukaryota; Viridiplantae; Streptophyta; Magnoliopsida; Poales; Poaceae
Product: protein NETWORKED 2A-like
Exons: 2
Coding region: 592-3213 (873 amino acids)
Molecular function (GO): actin binding
Source: RefSeq, a predicted model, not a curated record